UUAUGAAUUUUUAAAAAACGUGAAAUACAAAAAUAAAACUUACGUGGGCAGAGGUGACAGUUCAGGAGGAUGUAUCGCCUCAGAACUUCCCUAAGUGGUCUUAGCAGUUUUGGUAUGUUUUUCGUAUUUUUUUCUGGAAUUAAGCCUGCUAGUUAUUCUUACACAGAUUGAAAUUUAUUAUCCUUCCCUGAAACAUGAAUAACUAAUAGACUUGCUAGUUUGGAUUAGUUAAGCAGCUAACUCGUGUAAAUAUUCUUAGCUUGCAAAGUUAUGUAGGGAAGACACGAACCAGACCUUAACUGUUUCCUUGUUCAAUGGUCUGAAUAAAGCACAAGUUUUUUGUUGUUUAUUUUUUGUUUGUUGUUUUUGUUUGUUUGGGUUUUUGUUUUGGUUCAUUUUUUUCAAAGUUUGUUCUAGUUAUCCCUGUUUGCAAAUGGAUUGAGGUCUCGCAGAGACUUUUUCUAGUCUGUGAUGUUGUGUUUUUGUGUGUUCUCAUAGAAAGCAGGAUUUCCCAACAGGUGGGAAACAGGCAGCUUUAGCCUUGUUAUCUCUGAUGUUCCAGGCCAGCGGUCUCUGGGGGAGCCUGGUGUCGUAGUUGUACAUUUGCUGGGUCAUCUGUUUAGCGAACAGGACAGCCUGAACAAAAGCAACAAAUGAGCAAAAGUAAAACCAGGCUUUAUUGGUUUUGCCUUUUUACAUAUUGUCUUCUAGAGUGAAAUGUGUCAACCACAGUGCUAAGAGGAAUAAAUACAUUUGAUCUGUCAGAGGAAAUUGAGGGCCUUGACUGUGAGACAAUGAUUUGCAAGGAACAAAUAGUUCAGGAUCAUUGGGUGGUCUUGAUGUUCGUAGAAGAAUCCCUAUAAAGCUUAUCUCAAAACAGACCAAUAAAACCAAACCUGCGCCUCGAACUCCAAGAAAUAUGAACAGAAUGCCUUCAAAGACACAAGCUGGUGAUGAAGAAGAAUUUGAUUAUAAUGAAGAGGAGCGAUAUGAAUGCAAAGGAGGUGAAAUGUUUGGCAAUCAAAGGAGAUUCCCUGGACCCAUCUUUUGGGACUACAAGAUAAACUUGCUGGGGGAAAAGGAUGAUACACCGGUCCACUUCUGUGAUAAGUGUGGAUUGCCCAUCAAAAUGUAUGGACGCAUGAUACCUUGCAAGCAUGUUUUCUGCUAUGAUUGUGCUAUACUACAUGAGAAAAAGGGAGACAAGAUGUGUCCUGGCUGUAAUGAACCUGUGCAGCGAAUCGAGCAGUGUGUCCGAGGGUCUCUCUUCAUGUGUAGCAUUGUUCAAGGGUGCAAGAGAACUUACCUGUCACAGAGGGACUUACAAGCUCACAUCAACCACCGUCAUAUGAGAGCUGGAAAGCCAGUGACUCGUCCUCCGAUUGAACCUGUACAUCCUCCAAUUGCCCCACCACCUGCCGAAAUUCCUGAGCGAUUCAUAAUGCCACCUGAGAAACACCAUAUGAGCCACAUUCCACCAAAGCAGCACAUCAUGAUGCCACCACCUCCUUUACAGCACGUGCCACACGAGCACUAUAACCAGCCGCACGAAGACAUUCGUGCGCCUCCUGCAGAGAUGUCAAUGGCUCCGCCACCACCUCGCCCAGUCAGUCAGGACACCUUCCGCAUUUCAACAAGAAAACACAGCAACUUAAUAACUGUCCCUAUUCAGGAUGAUUCGAAUUCAGGUGCUCGAGAACCACCUCCACCAGCCCCUGCACCUGCUCAUCAUCAUCCCGAAUACCAGGGCCAACCAGUGGUAUCGCACCCUCACCAUAUUAUGCCUCCACAGCAACAUUAUGCACCGCCCCCACCACCACCUCCGCCAAUAAGCCAUCCACUGCAGCAUCCUCCCCAGGCAGCAGGUACUCCUCACAUGGUGUAUAGCCAAGCUCCUCCGCCACCAAUGACCUCUGCUCCUCCUCCGAUAACCCCACCACCGGGACAUAUAAUUGCCCAGAUGCCACCAUAUAUGAAUCAUCCUCCUCCAGGACCUCCCCCUCCUCAGCAUGGAGGCCCACCUGUAAAUGUAAACGCACCUCCUCCCCAUCACUAUAAUCCCAACUCUUUGCCACAGUUCAGUGAAGAUCAAGGAACUCUUAGCCCUCCUUUCACACAGCCCGGGGGAAUGAGUCCAGGGAUAUGGCCAGCUCCAAGGGGCCCGCCUCCACCUCCAAGGAUGCAAGGGCCUCCUGCUCAGGCCCCGCUUCCUGGACCACACCACCCUGACCAAGCCAGAUACAGACCCUAUUACCAAUGAUACAAGUGAUUAUAUGAAUAGAGUGCUAUGAAAAGGAUAAGACUAUAUACAACAGCCUUUUAAUUAAUUGUUUUGGGGUUAUUCUGUUGUGGUUUUUUAAAAUAUUGUAAUUUUGACUGUAAGGCAUUUUGGGGUUCGAAUCUUAAAUGAUUUUUAAGCCUUGGCUGUAGGAGUCUGACUUAAAAUAUUCUCUAGUGCUAAAACAAGUGGCUUAGUAGACCACGAUUGCAUUUUAACAGAACUUCUGUCUCUAGCGUGGCUAGAUUGUCCUAAGAACACUUGUAAUAUUAUUUCCUGGAGAAAAUGAACACGUGUUGUACCAUUCUGAAUAUUGUUUUUGUUAAAUCCAGUGUUUAGUUUCACUUGUGAUAUGUUUUUGUUAACCUGUGUACAAUAAUUAAAUUGAAAUAUGGUCGUAAAAGUGGUGGGUUUUUAUAUGACGUUAACACAGACAUAGUUCUGGGACACCAUUUCAGCACUAAUACUUUCCAAAUGGGCAGCGUAAUGAAAUAUUAAGAGAACUUUAAUAUUUCUACUACUAACGGUUACCACUACUUAUAACAAAUUCGGGCUAUGGUGAGCUCAUGGCACUAGGAAUCAGAUGUAGAAUACUGCAUUUUGGCUUUUUCUUUUUUUUCCUUUAAAUUUUUGCAGCAAGAUACAUUUAUCAGAAAUACAGCUUUGGGCAUGAAAUGAAACCGUGUAAUAAUGUAUUGUGGGUUUUGGUGUUUUUUUGGGGGUUUUGGGGAUUGAGUUUUUCGGUUUUGUUUGUUUGCUUUAAAGCUAAUUUUGGUUGAGAAGGCUCUGUUUACGUGUACGCUACUCACUGGAGUUGAAUUCAAACUAUUGUGUUUACCUAUGGUUGUGUUUGCAUGGAAGUGGCUGUGAAUUGGCUUGCCCUGUCUGAGAAGCAGAUGAUUUUUGAUAGGGAAGUGGUGUUUGCCUCUGUCACCUUCUAUAAUAUGUACAGUAGGAAAACUUCCCAUUUGGAUAACCUGAAAGAAGUGAUCUGAAAUCCCGUAUGUUGAUAUAAAGAAAUAAAAAGCUAUACAUCCUC
Phalacrocorax carbo (great cormorant) is the source of this 3317-nucleotide messenger RNA. The record is from RefSeq and is a predicted model, not a curated record. NCBI's taxonomy places the organism in Eukaryota, Metazoa, Chordata, Aves, Suliformes, Phalacrocoracidae.